Messenger RNA from Puntigrus tetrazona (Sumatra barb), 2241 nucleotides. RefSeq lists its product as uncharacterized. Gene Ontology annotation, biological process: cell-matrix adhesion. The coding region runs from base 59 to 1483 and encodes 474 amino acids. The transcript is spliced from 12 exons. Lineage: Eukaryota; Metazoa; Chordata; Actinopteri; Cypriniformes; Cyprinidae. The record is from RefSeq and is a predicted model, not a curated record.
CCAACCUAGAAGAAGAAGGACUCCUAAUCUACUUCCUGGUUUCAUCUCCGACUUCAUCAUGAGACUUUCUUUGGUUUCACAGCCGCUGGUGUUCAUAUCAGUCCUGUUACUCACCAGCCAGACAUUACUUGCACAAACGAUAUCUCCGUUAUCAACACUUCCAACAGUAACAUCUGAAACACCCACACCCACAACAGCACUAGCAGGCAUUACGACAACAGCAACAGCAAAGUCAUUGACAGACCCCUGCUACAAAUACUCUGUCGUGGACGAUGCUUGGAGUCCAGGCAAUCAGUAUCCCAAUUCAACCCAAUAUAUGUGCAACAAUUUCGUCAACUUUGUCGGCUGGUAUCGUCUCUUCAUCAAUGGUCAGAGCGCUCGGAUUUCGGACAAAUGUGAUUUCUCGCAAAGUUGUAGCUUUUAUUCAACGCUGUGGCUGAACGGAGCACAUCCAAACGUUGGGGAUGGAGUGGUGACCCUCGAUGUUUGCGCCGCCAUGUCGAAUAGCUGCUGCUAUUACCAGCCAACUCCUAUCCACGUCAAAGCCUGUCCGGGAGGUUAUUACGUCUAUGAAAUUCUAACACCGUCUAGCUGCAGUCAGCCAAAUUGUGCAGUUAGGAGCGUCAACAAUUUUACAGUCACUCCGGAGUCGGCCUUGGCAGCACCAGACAUAUUCUACCCGUUCAGCUCAGCAGCAGAAGACAGAAAUCCUGCGGCCGAUGAUGGAAGCUCUUCCGUGAUUCUGCUGUCGAGUCCAUUUCCGUUCUUUGGUCGCGCAUACCAGCGGAUUUACGUUAAUAAUAACGGACAUCUCACAUUCGACCAGCCUUCAUCGGCAUACGCUCCCUACUCAUUCCCCACUAAUGGAAGCCAAGAUAUAAUUGCUGGUCUCUGGACCGAUCUUGACAACCGUGCGAAAGGUGUCGUUUCCUAUCAUCAGUACACCAGCGGAAAUGUUCUCACAAAUGCCACCCGGGAUAUAAACACGUAUUUCCCGAAUCAGAAAUUCAAUGCUUCUUGGGUCUUUGUUGCAACGUGGAAUAAAGUCGCUUACUUCAGCAUAACCAACACAAGCACAUCGUUUCAAGUGGUUUUAAUUUCAGGCAGUAAUUAUUCAUUUAUUCUGAUGAAUUACGGCGAGAUUGCUGUAACAGAGCAUCCGGUGGAGGCUGGUUACGGCACAAUCAACUCCACAAACUACUUUGUGAUUCCUGGAUCAAACGGCGGCGGAUCCAUCUCGAACCUCAGAUACUCCAGUAAUGUUAACGUUCCCGGUCGAUGGGCCUUCAGGGUGGACAGCGAUCCAAAAAACAGCAUCCUGAAAAACAAUGUUGUUGGCGUACGAAUGAAGCUUUCCUCAUUUUCAGACCUGGCUUAUUUGAGUGACAACAUCGAAGUACUUUUGCAGCAGGAGCUGGUCAAGAACGGACUGCCAAACGCUGUCGAGCUGAAGUUAAGAAAACUGCAAAAGACAAAUCCGUAAUUGCAAAAUUAAAUCGGGUUUGUUUAACAUCCGACAGCAAAUAUACCUCACAAUUUGUUUCUCAUUAUUUUUACUAGAACUAUAUCUUAAAGUGUGUAAUGUACAGUUUACUUCGAAUACGGUGUGCGUCGCUUUAAACAAAAUGCAACAGUCUCACGGUCCAUUUCGGUGCAUUAUUCUGUUUCUUUUUGUCUGCUUUCAAUUCUGCAGAAGGCGCCAAUAUGGUUAUUCAUUUUUAAAUCAGUUGGUGCUAAAUUUGCCAAUUAUGUAACCGAAUAAAAACAGUGUCAUCAAUCAGCUAAAUUCAGUUCAGGUUUGAUUCUCAUUCGAUGUGUCAGAAGCAAUGCAGUCAAACUAUUAAACGGUGAAUAUCAAGUGUCUUUUAAAGCACAAGGCAACGUUGUCAAUGAACCCAAAGACUAUCAAGUGGCAAAAAUGCAGAAGGAUAUGACAAAUGCAGAGAAACCAGAUUCAGUCGUGGGACCAGUUCAGUGAGUUUACAGUACAGUAUAUUCUGAUACACACAGCUAAUCUACAUUAUAUCAACUGUUUUGUGUUGCUGGUUACCAUAUAUAUCAACUAUUAAGCCAAGUGUAAAUACCAUUUAAUUGCCCCUAGAGCCAAUGAGUUGCUAUCAGUGGUAAUAACUUUUUUUUUUUUUUACAUUUAUUUAUUGUAUUUGUCAUGUUGUUAGUUUUUCUCCAGAAGAGGAUGAAUAAUCAACGUGUAAAAUGUUCUGAUUUGAUUGCAGCCUGCCC